AUGUCAAAUUACGAUACGGUUAUUCUCGAUAUUGAAGGGACCAUUACCCCCAUUACUUUUGUUAAAGAAACUUUGUUUCCUUAUGUUACCUCGGGCUUGUCUGCCUUUUUAGAUAGAACUUGGAAUUCAGAGGAUUUAAAAAAACAAAUUGAAUUACUUCGUGUUCAGGCUAAAAAAGAUGUAGAAGACAAAAUUCCUCAAGCCAUUUUAAUUCCUACAGAGACAGAAGCUUCCUCUGAAGAAAUUAAGGCUGCAGUUACAGAAACAAUUGCUUGGCAAAUGCAAAUGGAUCGUAAAAUUGGGGCACUUAAAUCAUUUCAAGGAUACAUGUGGAAAGAGGGUUAUGAAUCUGGAAUUCUCUGUGGCGUUGUUUAUGACGAUGUUACGCCUGUAUUAGAUAAAUGGAAGGCAGAAGGGAAAAAAAUUUACAUUUAUUCAUCUGGUAGUGUUCCAGCCCAAAAAUUGUUGGUUGGAUAUUCAACAAAGGGUGACUUGACAUCUUACUUUUCGGGAUAUUUUGAUACAAAUGUUGGAUUGAAGACAGAAACCGAAUCUUAUAGAAAUAUUGCAAAGCAAAUUGGCAAAGAAAAUGAGACAAGUAGCAUUUUGUUCGUUACUGAUAAUAUUAAAGAAAUCUUUGCUGCUAAAGAAGCAGGAUAUCAAGUAAUCAUUUCAGAUCGUCCAGGUAAUUCACCUUUGGGCCCCGAAAGUAAAGAAUUUAAAAUCAUUACUUCUUUUGAUCAAAUUUAA
Molecule: messenger RNA, 750 nt
Organism: Cokeromyces recurvatus
Lineage: Eukaryota; Fungi; Mucoromycota; Mucoromycetes; Mucorales; Mucoraceae
Product: 2,3-diketo-5-methylthio-1-phosphopentane phosphatase
Exons: 6
Coding region: 1-750 (249 amino acids)
Molecular function (GO): acireductone synthase activity; magnesium ion binding
Source: RefSeq, a predicted model, not a curated record